AAAUAGUAAUCCCUAGAAAUUAAUUUGACAUUGGCGAGACGGUAAUUAAUUCGAAAAGUCAAAUAUACGAGAGGAAAGCUUACCCCUGCACAGUUAGAAGGAAAAAAAACAUUUUCAGAAAAAAAAAAAUUACAAAAAACGUCACGCACAGAUCUCCGCUAUCCUUCCCCGUCAAACCUCCGUAGCCGUCAGCGUCCAUACCCCCCGCCGCCGCAAGCCCACUCCCGACGCGGAACUAAACUAAAGCAAGUUGAGUUAAGGAGCAAUGGGUAUCAUAGAGAGGAUCAAAGAAAUUGAAGCCGAAAUGGCACGCACCCAAAAGAAUAAAGCCACGGAAUAUCAUCUGGGUCAGCUGAAAGCAAAGAUAGCAAAGCUAAGGACACAGUUGUUGGAGCCUCCAAAAGGUUCUAGUGGAGCUGGAGAGGGUUUUGAAGUCACAAAAUUUGGCCAUGGACGUGUUGCACUAAUAGGAUUUCCAAGUGUGGGAAAGUCAACACUGCUGACGAUGCUGACAGGAACACAUUCUGAGGCUGCAUCAUAUGAGUUCACUACUCUUACUUGCAUCCCAGGCAUAAUCAACUAUAAUGACACUAAAAUCCAAUUGCUUGAUCUUCCUGGGAUUAUCGAAGGUGCAUCUGAAGGGAAGGGGCGUGGUAGACAGGUAAUUGCCGUAUCAAAAUCAUCAGACCUAGUGUUGAUGGUUCUGGAUGCUUCAAAAAGUGAAGGGCAUCGGCAAAUCUUAACAAAAGAAUUGGAGGCUGUGGGUCUUCGUUUAAAUAAGAGACCGCCUCAGAUAUACUUCAAAAAGAAAAAAACCGGUGGAAUUUCAUUCAACAGCACAGUGCCUUUAACUCACAUAGACGAGAAGCUCUGCUAUCAAAUUCUUCAUGAAUAUAAGAUCCAUAAUGCUGAGGUCUUAAUUCGUGAAGAUGCCACAGUGGAUGACCUUAUUGAUGUCAUUGAGGGAAACCGUAAAUACAUGAAGUGUGUUUACGUCUACAAUAAGAUUGAUGUUGUUGGUAUUGAUGAUGUGGACAGAUUGUCCCGCCAGCCAAACUCUAUUGUCAUUAGCUGCAACAUGAAGCUAAACUUGGAUAGAUUGCUUGCGAGAAUGUGGGAAGAGAUGGGUCUUGUGAGAGUCUAUACAAAACCACAAGGCCAGCAACCGGAUUUCACUGAUCCUGUUGUUCUUUCAACUGACAGAGGUGGCUGCACCGUUGAAGAUUUUUGUAACCAUAUCCAUAGGAGUCUUGUGAAGGAUGUCAAGUAUGUGUUGGUCUGGGGUGUCAGUGCAAGACACUACCCCCAACACUGUGGCCUUAGUCACGUUCUCCAAGAUGAGGAUGUCGUACAGAUUGUUAAGAAGAAGGACAAGGAAGGCGAAGGUAGAGGCCGUUUCAAAUCUCAUUCCAAUGCUCCAGCUCGUAUAUGCGACCGAGAAAAGAAGGCGCCAUUAAAGACAUAAAGACCCCUCUAAGCAUAGUAAAAUGUCUUCUUGUUUUUUUACUGCAAUGUGAGUAUUUUGUAAGGUUUGCCUGCCUACAUUAAAUCAUGCCCUUAUAGUGGGACACCUUAACUGAGGUUGGUAUGCUUUGUCCACUGGGCUACCCUUCCUUUUGUGUUCACCAAAAAAUGUGCCAAAUUUUUGUGGCCCCUGUGCAAUAUAUUCGUUUUGUUUGG
Cuscuta campestris is the source of this 1680-nucleotide messenger RNA. The record is from the annotation of a GenBank genome assembly. NCBI's taxonomy places the organism in Eukaryota, Viridiplantae, Streptophyta, Magnoliopsida, Solanales, Convolvulaceae.